This is a messenger RNA of Trichomonas vaginalis G3, 731 nucleotides long. RefSeq names its product ankyrin repeat protein family. The transcript has a single exon. Gene Ontology annotation, molecular function: protein binding. NCBI's taxonomy places the organism in Eukaryota, Parabasalia, Trichomonadida, Trichomonadidae. The record is from RefSeq and is a predicted model, not a curated record. The annotation marks the transcript as partial.
AUGGGACACAGAGAGAUAGUAAAAGCUCUUAUUUCCUUUGGUGCUGAUAAAGAAACAUGCGAUAGUGAAGGAAAGACUCCAUUUAUUUAUGCUUCUCAAUUUGGUCAGCUCGGUGUAAUAAAAUAUUUAAACAUGAUUGGUGCUAAUAAAAAUGCGAAAACACAUUCUAUUAACAAGGUGUGGGGUACUGUUCAAACAGGAUAUGGAAAAACUUCUUUAAUGUUUGCGUCAAAUGAAGGUCAUCUUGAAGUUGUCAAAUAUCUUAUUUCUAUUGGAGUUAAUAUAGAUGAAAAAGAUGAUGGUGGAAAAACAUCACUCAUUUAUGCUAUUGAAUCUGGUCAUCUUGAUAUUGUUAAAUUACUUGUUCAAAAUGGAGCAGAUAAAGAAGUGAAAAUCACCAUCUCAUCAGGAGUAUGGUCUAAAAGCGUGUUAAUAUCUCAAAUGACUCCAUUAUGCAUUGCAUCAAAGAAUGGCAAUCUUGAAAUUGUUAAAUAUCUUAUCUCAAUAGAAGCUAACGAAGAAGCAAAGGAUAAAUAUGGAUGUACGCCACUUAUUUGGGCAUCAAAGAAUGGUCAUCUUGAAGUUGUCAAAUAUCUUAUCUCAAAUGGAGCUGUGAAAGAUGAGAGAGAUAAAAAUGGAAAAUCACCUCUAAUUUGUGCAUCAGAAAACGGAAACAUUGAUGUAGUUCAAUAUCUAAUUUCUUGUGGAGCAGAUAUGGAAGGAAGGGAUGA